This is a messenger RNA of Suillus subaureus, 1897 nucleotides long. Its product is annotated as glycoside hydrolase superfamily. Gene Ontology annotation, molecular function: chitinase activity. The record is from RefSeq and is a predicted model, not a curated record. The transcript has 14 exons. Gene Ontology annotation, biological process: carbohydrate metabolic process. The coding region runs from base 314 to 1660 and encodes 448 amino acids. Lineage: Eukaryota; Fungi; Basidiomycota; Agaricomycetes; Boletales; Suillaceae. Gene Ontology annotation, cellular component: extracellular region.
GGUCGUAUCACAUGGAUGGUUAACUAGAACUCCAUUUUCAUCCAAUUGACAUGCGACUCAACCCCUGUAUGAGCAAGGCUCAGCUGGCCCGAAUGGUUCAGCUUUGUUGUUUAUCGUCAAUAUGGGAGCCACAAUCGUUGCAGUCAAACUGCCAUGAAGUAUGUCCCUUUCCGUAUCAGGUUCGUUGAGACUUCUAUCUGCCAUCUCAUCCGCAUUCCGUGCUGCAUAAAGAGAAAGUGGUAUUGUACAAUAAUAUGUUGUCGGCCAUUGAUCCCUAUUCCGUCACUGUUCCACUGCAACAGAAAUCAUCGCGAUGUUUUCCAAAUCCCACCUGACAUGUGCGCUGUUGUUCUGUUUCGUCACUCGCACUAUUGCACAAUUCGACAUGUCAUCGAACCAGAAUCUGGCUGUGUACUGGGGUCAAAACUCGUAUGGAGCUGUGAAUCCAUCCGAUACUGCAAAUUGGCAGCAGCCCAUCUCUUACUAUUGCAAUGACACCGUGAUCAACACUCUCCCGAUAGCCUUUCUAGACGAGUUCUACUCAACAGGAAAUCUCCCGUCCAUCAACCUUGCAAAUACCUGCACGAGCCCUGUUUUUUCAGGGACGGACCUCCUCAAUUGCUCAUUCCUCGCAUCGGAUAUCGAAUAUUGUCAAGCUGCAGGAAAAAUCGUCACAAUGUCGUUGGGAGGAGCAACAGGUUCUCCCGGCUUCACAAAUGACACCGAAGCAGCGGCAUAUGCCCAGAUAAUUUGGGAUCUUUUCCUGGGAGGUUCGAGUACUACGCGUCCUUUCGGGUCCGCUGUUCUGGACGGCAUCGAUAUGGACAUCGAAGGUGGCUCUCAGACUGGACUUGUAUCUUUCUUGUCUGCCCUUCGCACCUUGAUGGAUGGUGGCAGUAAGCCGUACUACAUCACUGCGGCGCCUCAAUGUCCUUACCCCGAUGCCUACAUUGGUACUACUCUGAACGAAUUUGGAUUUGACGCUGUAUAUGUCCAGUUUUAUAACAACUAUUGUGGAUUGACGAAUUACGACAAUACGAAUGCUUGGGACUUUGACACAUGGGACAACUGGGCACAGACAGUAUCGCCCAAUCCAGAUGUCAAAGUCUACAUAGGUGCCCCAGCAUCAUCGAGUGCAGCUGGAUCCGGAUAUGUCAGUCCAUCGACGUUUACCCCAAUUAUCCAGGAAACAAUGGCCGAAUAUUCAUCUUUUGGAGGCGUCAUGCUGUGGGACGCGUCUCAGGCGUAUGCAAAUGACAGAUACGACAUCUCUGUCAAGGAUGCACUGUUAGGUGGUACGUCUGCCCCUCCGCCGACGACUACAAUUACGACUACGACCACGACUGUGCCUACUACUAAGACCACAAUUGUGUCGACUACUUCCACAACGAGCACCAGCACAACAUCAAGUGCUUCUCCCACAACAACAUCUGGAACUGGUUCCUGCGCUGGUGUGGCAGCAUGGCAAACUGGUGUUGCGUAUGUUGGAGGUGACGAAGUCACAUACGGGUGCGUGUACAAGUUGACUUGCGCUCAUGGAUUGGCACUUAACGUAUCACGUUAUAACAGCGGGGAUCUCUGGACCGCGAAUUGGUGGUCGGAGAAUGAUGUUCCGGGCGGUGCUUCCGGUGACUGGGCGAACGAUGGCGCAUGUGUAUAACCAUUCUGCCUCUGCGCGCUUUUGUUAGGUGUAGAGGUCGUUGCCGUUACUGAACUGCUCUAACCCAGCCUAAUAUCUUCUACCUAUGUACAACAAAUAUUUAUACUACGCAGAGCUGUCUUACAUGUACCAUUAGUUUUCAACAUUGAUGUAAUUUUCUUGCCUUUCUUGCCUUUCUCGAGUAGUUUACAAUAAAUUUUUACAAGCACCCUUUAUCUGACCUAAUUAUAUGCCUCG